GCUACUUCAUCCUCAUCAACGACGCUCUAUUGGACACCGAGCAUCGUUGGAAAUACGUUGAUGACAUCGCCACGGCCAUCAACAGCACCCACCAAAACUGCACCCAUAUCCAGCACACCCUUAACAACCUCCUUACCUGGACAUCCUCUAACAACGUCACAAUCAACCACUAGAAAUCAGCUGUUAUGUUGUUUUUCCACCGACACCCUACUAUCGCCCCCACCCUUUUGUCAACAAUGUGGUGAGCUCUGCCUCAAACAGACUCCACAUGCUGCGGCGGCUGAAAUCAUUAGGUGUUCCCGCCCUUAAAUUGGCAACCACUUUCAAGAUAUUCAUCCUGCCCAAAUUAACGUUUGCUUCCCCUGCCUGGUCUCCCUGCCUCACCACCACCCAGCUCGGCCGCCUAGAGAGGGUUCAGAAAAGGGCCGUCAAGAUCAUCCUUGGCACCUCCUACACCACCUAUGACAUCGCCUUCGCUACUCUGCACCUCACCACCCUCGCUGCCCAGUACACCACCAGCCUCGAGCAGUUUGGCCUCAAACUGCUCAACAACUCCUGCCACCGCGAUCUGCUGUCCCUCAACGCACCGCACCAUCACCACAAUGAGCCCUACGCAGCUCCAACAAGCUAGUUCCCAUUAGAGCCCGCACCGACCGUUAUCAGCACAGCACCGUCCCCACUCAAGUCAGGCUUAUUAACCACCAUUGACGCUUCUCCUAGU
Messenger RNA from Eriocheir sinensis (Chinese mitten crab), 721 nucleotides. RefSeq lists its product as uncharacterized. NCBI's taxonomy places the organism in Eukaryota, Metazoa, Arthropoda, Malacostraca, Decapoda, Varunidae. The transcript has a single exon. The coding region runs from base 269 to 631 and encodes 120 amino acids. The record is from RefSeq and is a predicted model, not a curated record.